Aspergillus alliaceus is the source of this 610-nucleotide messenger RNA. RefSeq lists its product as uncharacterized. Bases 131 to 466 code for a protein of 111 amino acids. Lineage: Eukaryota; Fungi; Ascomycota; Eurotiomycetes; Eurotiales; Aspergillaceae. The transcript has a single exon. The record is from RefSeq and is a predicted model, not a curated record.
ACUUUACCUUCAUUGACGACGGAUAUCUGCAUUGGAAUAAAGCACACCAUCUGAAAAUUGAGCACAUAGACCACCACCCGCCUCCGUUAAUCACCCACCUCGAACCGCCAACUGUUGUCCUGUACUAUGUAUGGUCGCCGCUCUACUUGUAAUCUAUAAUAUCCUUUCUUUGGUUCCAUCGGGUUCUGUUCUUGAGCGCUGGUAUGUUUUAGCUCUGAUCUUUUUUCUUUCUGAUCAUGAACAACAUUGCGUAUUUAGACUCCUGCACUACUUGCAUGUGAAUGACUUGAGCAUUGCUCUUACUGCUCUGCAUACAGCGUCUUCUAUGUUUACUAUGUCCCCACUAAUUGGGUUGGAAAUACAAGGUGCCAACACGGGGUAUGGAUCUCACUCUAGACAGCUCUUAGUCACAUUUACUACAUGCUGUCACCCUACUCCCUGUACUGGGACCGCGAGUGUAGGUUAAGUUUAGAACUGAGCUCUUAGUGUUUUGACCGUGGUUUCAUGUUUAUUUCCUCGAUUUAACCUAGACGAGAAUAGCAGAUCCUGUAACGUUAUGCCCCAGGGUUGAUUGGAUCCGGUUACUAAUCCCCCCAAAGCGUGGGAACCA